AUGAACAUCACCCAAACAUUGGCUCUCCGCUCCCAACGCUGGUUUGCUUGGCUCAGAGCUGGCUUUCUUUUCUCCUGUGCCUCUCUCUCCCCUUCUAAUAUGUUUCAGCAAGCCCACCCCGGGCCCUUGCAGUUUGUUCAGCCCAUUUGGACCAACACAUCUACCAGAGACCAGCUCGGAAUGUUUCUUUCAGGUAAGGCGAAUGUCGGUAACGAUAUCCCCAUGACCAGCAGUGCCGCCUCCUUUCCAAGGCCAUGCAGUUGGACUGUUUUGAUAGACCCCAUUCAAUAUCGCUCUGUGAAAUUGGCUCGCAAACAUGUUGUUAAAGCCCUCUGGGCAGGGCUCAGGACUCAAGAGACUCACCUCGGGCUAGUAUCCAUUGGCGAAGCGCAGACGUACCUCAAACCACCAAGGAGAAGAAGUCAGCAGGGCGCAAGUCGUGCGAGUGUGACACAGGAAGAUGCUUCCCCGAACUUGCAUCCAUCCUCUAUGUGCCCUCUCAAUGUGCGUGCUGUGCCACCUUGCCUUGGCUUGCCUAGCCCCUCCAAAUUGUUCCAAUAA
Messenger RNA from Colletotrichum lupini, 561 nucleotides. RefSeq lists its product as uncharacterized. The transcript has a single exon. Lineage: Eukaryota; Fungi; Ascomycota; Sordariomycetes; Glomerellales; Glomerellaceae. The record is from RefSeq and is a predicted model, not a curated record. The coding region runs from base 1 to 561 and encodes 186 amino acids.